UCACUUCCUUCCCGCGACAGAAAGAGAGCGGGGAAAUUUGACAGUGAACAGCGACACAGAAAUACUAGUUCUGACUUGUUUUUUGUCACUAGAAAAAGGUCGUUUUAGUCUAAAAAGGCAAAAUUCAACAAACAUUAUCGACCUAACCUGCCGUCAGACCGACUAUGAGAACUUUAGAGGAGGUGCAGGCGACCCUGCAGAUCGCCAAACUGAAGGAGGAAGAUUUGCAGAACACCAUCCACUGCCUGUCCUUUGGGCAAAACGUUUCAUCUGCUGAUUACUGCCUGAUGGAGCUGGACGACACACUGUGCAAACACAUCGAAGCUGGCCAGAGUCUAGUGAUUCGGGGGGAUAAAGAUGAGCGUGCAGUGCUUUGUAGCGGUGACAAGACCUAUGAUCUAAAAAUAGCCGACACAUCCAACCUGCUGCUGUUUGUUCCUGGAUGCAGAACGCCGGACCAACUAACCAACAGCCAGGACAGCUCUCAUGUGGUGCACACUCAGAUUUGGGGAUUUUGUAACAGCUACUGGGAACUGAGGAAACAGCGGCCUAAACUGAAGAAGCUCAAGAAGCUUUUAAUGGAGAAUCCUUAUGAGGGACCUGCAUUAGGAGGGCAGGAGGAGAAUACAGAGAACAGGUACACAAUGCAGGAUCUGUUGGAGAGGAUUCAGGCCAGUGAAGAGGAGAUAAAGGCCCACUUAGAAACCAUCCACGCCUGUCAGAUAGAUGGCUACUGGCGUGUGCUGGACUUUGACUAUGAGAUGAAGCUGCUCGGUCAUGUGACGCAGCUGGUGGAUUCUGAGUCUUGGUCCUUCCACAAGGUUCCCCUUGAAAUCAGUCUGGAAGAGUUGGCCCCACUGGAACCCAAAGACAUGAUCAAACACUGUUUGAACUGCUACGGGAGACGAUUUACCGAAAACGAUGAGGUGUUUUAUGCGCUGCAUGAGGAUAAAGUAUGUCGGGGUUUGGCACUAAUGCUGCUGCAGAACGCUGUCAAGUUCAACCUGAGGGAGUUUCAGGAAGUUUGGCAGCAGAGUGUCCCAGACGGAAUGAGCACAAGACUGGACCAGCUGAAGAGUGUCGCCCUGGUGGAUCGUACCUCCAACCCUGAGACCAUCUCCCUGCUGCGGGUGGAGGAUCUUCCAGAGGACACGGUGGAGCGCUUCAACCACCUCUUCACACUCCGAGAGAAAUGGACAGAGGAGGACAUCACACCAUACAUACAGGACCUGUGUGGGGAGAAACAAACCACCGGAGCCCUCCUGACCAAAUACGCUCGAUCUUCAACGCAAAACGGGAUUAAAGUUUUCAACUCCAGAAGGCCUGUAGCUACAUGAACACAGUAUUAUAUUUGGAGAUUUAUGCCUGUGAGCAUUGAAGACAUUAAUCAACUGUCUUUCAGCGGUUUAACUAGUUAGCUUGUGUAUGAAAAAUAAGCCAUUUAAAAUUCAACUGUUAAAAAGGUUUUUGUCACUGAAGUCAAACUGGAGCUUUAUUUCAGUUUUUCAAUUGUCUGUAAAAAUAAAUAAGUAAAUGUAAUAAAAUAAGUUGUCAUAAUAUUA
Messenger RNA from Amphiprion ocellaris (clown anemonefish), 1562 nucleotides. RefSeq names its product DNA replication and sister chromatid cohesion 1 (gene dscc1). The transcript has 9 exons. The record is from RefSeq and is a predicted model, not a curated record. Gene Ontology annotation, cellular component: Ctf18 RFC-like complex; chromosome, centromeric region; chromatin. Gene Ontology annotation, biological process: mitotic sister chromatid cohesion; maintenance of mitotic sister chromatid cohesion. Lineage: Eukaryota; Metazoa; Chordata; Actinopteri; Pomacentridae. Bases 165 to 1337 code for a protein of 390 amino acids.